AUGUCUAUCAGAAAAAAGGACAUUUGGAGGCUAUACGGUCACACUGACUUGGAUAAAUCUUCGGAGUAUCUCAGAUAGAGUGAGAGAAGAUUACCGGUUACAGUUGGUUCUAGCGCUGAUGGGGUAAGAGAUCCUAACACGGCAAGCACCAGGGAGACGAGCAGCACGGCGUGGGUUAAGUCUAGAACCCAAGGCUCUAGCUGCUCCCUGGAUGCAGCGGCAGGCUUGCUGGCGGUCACGGGUGGUCCGGGCCGCGCUGUUGAGCCUUCGAACGCCAAAACAACAUCCUCGAGGAAUGGCACCGCCUCUGGUCAGCCUAAAUGGAACGAUGCACUCUUAGAGAUGUUCAGGAUCGAUUACAUCGGGACAUCACCAUACAUCACAUGCUCUCCAUCACUAUGCCAUCACAAGCUAACGGCACGUGACAAAUUCCUAAUCCUCUCUUCGGAUGGAUUGUAUGAAUAUUUCUCUAACCAAGAAGCCAUUUUCGAGGUUGAAUCUUUCAUCUCUACUUUUCCUGAAGGCGAUCCAGCUCAGCAUUUAAUCCAAGAAGUGCUCCUACGUGCUGCCAACAAAUUUGGUAUGGACUUUCAUGAGCUGUUGGAGAUACCUCAAGGAGAUCGUCGGAGGUAUCAUGAUGACAUCUCUGUGAUAGUGAUCUCACUUGAAGGAAGAAUAUGGAGAUCCUCGAUGUGA
Messenger RNA from Microthlaspi erraticum, 696 nucleotides. Lineage: Eukaryota; Viridiplantae; Streptophyta; Magnoliopsida; Brassicales; Brassicaceae. The record is from the annotation of a GenBank genome assembly.